AUGAAACUAAUAUUAUUUUUAUGCAUUUUAUUUAUUAGUAAUUAUGUUUAUGCCGAUUUUGAUUUUGGUAAAGUGGUUUCUGUUAGAAAAGGUGAUGAUAUAGUAAGAAGCUACUCUUAUUUUGGAAAUGAAAAUGGUUUCUUGUUAUCUGGUGGCUCAGUCAAUGGUACUAUUUCAAAAAACAAUGGUAGUGCAGAAUUUGAUACAUCAGUAUUUAGAUUCGAUGCCGGUAAUAUUAUUGGAUAUCCAUCUUAUAGUUGGUUUUAUCUUCAUGGCCAUGCCUCUGUUGGACAAAACAAUGCAAGCUUGGGUGCUGCCUCUCUUUCAUCCGUUUUUAUUCCAACCUUUAUCGUAGAGUAUGUUGACAAUGGAAACAAAGAAGGUUUACAAAUUGACGAGGACGAACUUGUUGGUUAUGUUAACCUUGGAGCUUUAAAAUACAAAACUGAAAAAACCCAAGAAACCUUAACUGACAGCGAUGGUAAAAACUAUACUGUUUUCCAUGUAACUGCCACUAGUACUACUGGUUUAGUUCAAUUUAACUUUACCAUUUCUGACCAUCCAUCCCAAAUUAAUGGUUCCACUACCAUCUCUGCUGAACAAUCUAAAAUUGAUAUUGCUAUCAAUGGAUACUAUGACGAAACUAAGAACCCAGUUGACAAAAGCUUAAAAUGCAGUAUCUUGACAAUGUUGGAUAGAAAAUGUAUUAGCACCGGCCCAUCCGAUAAAAACUCUACUCUUGCCCUUCUUUCAUUCUAUGCAGUUGACAAAUUUAGUAUGGAAUACGAACACAAUCAUAACCACGGCCACAACAGCAAUAGUAACGACAGUAGCAACGACGACAGUGAACAUAAUGAUGAUAGUGGCGAUGAUGAAAUUAAAGUUGAAAACGAAGAUGAACAAGGUUUUACUGCUUCAUUCCAAUGGGUUGGAACCGCAGAGGCCUCUUUCAAUGGUACCGAUGGUGAAGCUACUAUUAGAUGUUCCGUUCAUUCAAAUGUAACUGAUGACGACCACGGUAAAUUUGGUUCUGACUCUAUCUCUGGAAUUAUUAAAGGCAAAUCUUCCCACAAAUUUAUUAUUUUCUCUUUCUUGAAUGCUACCCGUCCAUCAAGUGUUAUCUGGGAUCCAAUCAUUGGCGCCAACUCCAUUAGCAACGGUACCAACAACAGUACAUCAAGCACCGAUAGUGAUGGUAGUGAUGCCACCAAAAAUGCAAUUCCUCUUUCAUUUGCUUUAUUAUUUAUGAUCUUAUCAUUAUUAUUAUAAAAAAUAAAAUUUAUUAUUUUUUUAAAUUACUGUA
Molecule: messenger RNA, 1303 nt
Organism: Dictyostelium purpureum
Lineage: Eukaryota; Evosea; Eumycetozoa; Dictyosteliales; Dictyosteliaceae
Exons: 2
Coding region: 1-1269 (422 amino acids)
Source: RefSeq, a predicted model, not a curated record